Tupaia belangeri chinensis (Chinese tree shrew) is the source of this 1932-nucleotide messenger RNA. RefSeq names its product adaptor related protein complex 1 subunit mu 1 (gene AP1M1). Gene Ontology annotation, cellular component: clathrin adaptor complex. Bases 129 to 1175 code for a protein of 348 amino acids. The transcript is spliced from 10 exons. The record is from RefSeq and is a predicted model, not a curated record. Gene Ontology annotation, biological process: vesicle-mediated transport; intracellular protein transport. NCBI's taxonomy places the organism in Eukaryota, Metazoa, Chordata, Mammalia, Scandentia, Tupaiidae.
CCGCGCGCGGCUCCUUGGACCGGAAGUGAGGGCGACCUGUCGCGGGCCGCGCCCGGCCUUGCUCAACGCCUGCUAGUCCCCGCCGUCGCCUUCGCCCUCGGCCUCCGCUGAGGCUUCCCGCACCCGCCAUGUCCGCCAGCGCCGUCUACGUGCUGGACCUGAAAGGCAAGGUGUUCUCUGAGUACUUCAAGGAGCUGGAGGAGGAGAGCAUCCGCGACAACUUUGUCAUCAUCUACGAGCUGCUGGACGAGCUCAUGGACUUCGGCUACCCCCAGACCACCGACAGCAAGAUCCUGCAGGAGUACAUCACCCAGGAGGGACACAAGCUGGAAACAGGGGCCCCACGGCCCCCAGCCACCGUCACCAACGCAGUGUCCUGGCGGUCCGAAGGCAUCAAGUACCGGAAGAACGAGGUGUUCUUGGAUGUCAUCGAGUCCGUCAACCUUCUGGUCAGCGCCAACGGGAACGUCCUGCGGAGCGAGAUCGUGGGCUCCAUCAAGAUGCGGGUCUUCCUGUCGGGCAUGCCCGAGCUGCGCCUGGGCCUCAACGACAAGGUCCUCUUCGACAACACGGGCCGCGGCAAGAGCAAGUCCGUGGAGCUGGAGGACGUGAAGUUCCACCAGUGCGUGCGGCUCUCACGCUUCGAGAACGACCGCACCAUCUCCUUCAUCCCGCCCGACGGCGAGUUCGAGCUCAUGUCCUACCGCCUCAACACCCACGUCAAGCCCCUGAUAUGGAUCGAGUCGGUGAUCGAGAAGCACUCCCACAGCCGCAUCGAGUACAUGAUCAAGGCCAAGAGCCAGUUCAAGCGGCGGUCGACGGCCAAUAACGUGGAGAUCCACAUCCCCGUGCCCAACGACGCCGACUCGCCCAAGUUCAAGACCACGGUGGGGAGCGUCAAGUGGGUCCCCGAGAACAGCGAGAUCGUGUGGUCCAUCAAGUCCUUCCCGGGCGGCAAGGAGUACCUGAUGCGGGCCCACUUUGGCCUGCCCAGCGUGGAGGCCGAGGACAAGGAGGGCAAGCCCCCGAUCAGCGUCAAGUUCGAGAUCCCCUACUUCACUACCUCCGGCAUCCAGGUGCGCUACCUGAAGAUCAUCGAGAAGAGUGGCUACCAGGCCCUGCCCUGGGUCCGUUACAUCACGCAGAACGGAGAUUACCAGCUCCGGACCCAGUGAGGGCCGCGGCCAACGCCCACCCUGACCUCGCGCUCCUGGUGGGAGCUCGGGGGUGCUUCUGCCAAGCCUGCCGGCUGGAGGGGUGCUCCCUGGACUCUGUGCCCUCGGCCUCCACCCAGGGACCCUCCCUCUCCACGCCGCUCGCCCGGACGCUGUCUCACAAGCCCCCUUUGCCGGAAGAGGCCGGUCUCGGGAAGCCUCGUCUGCACCCCUGAAGGCCGUCGGGGAAGGGCCUCGAGUCCUGUGUGCUGUCCGGCUCCCAGGCACCAAAAAGUGCACCCAACGGCCAGACCCGGCCGCCCCGCCAUCGCCAGCCACGCCUCGCCCGGCCAGCAGGGGCGCCCCUUCGUUGCCAUGUUGUCUGACACGCAGUUCCUGGGGCUGUCGCCCGCCCCAGCCGCGGCCCGCCCACCCUGGGUCUCCGCAGCACUUAGUGAGGACGGGCCCUCCUCCCAGCAGCCCCAGGUCGGGCGCGAACCGGUGUCCUGGGCGGCUGCUCCCCAAGGCCCCUGGCCAGCCUCCGCAGGCCCUGCCCGAGGCGCCUUUCCAGGGCCAGCCCGGCCAUAAGCUGUCACUCAGCCAGAUCAGUGUUCCCUGCCAGGGGAGCUGGGGCCCAGCCAGGCUGUGGGCUUUGGCCUUCCUCCCUCCGAGGGGCGGGCGGGGGGCUGCGUGUCACCCACGGCUGUGCUGGAUCACCCCGCCACUCAGCCUUGUCUGUGUUCCUGUCAUAGUUACAUUAAAUUCCUUUCAGUACAUG